AUGGUUGGAAGAGCGGAAGCGAAACAGGCUCGUUGCAAAGGUUUGAGUCUGAGAUCGAAGGAAGAUAGGAUAAGCCAGUUACCUGAUCCUUUGAUCUGUCAAAUACUGUCUUGUCUUCACACAAAAGAUGCUGUUAAGACAAGCAUUUUGUCCACCAGAUGGAAGACUCUUUGGCUUUGGGUUCCUGUUUUGGUCUUAGACUCCCACAAUUUCACAAGUUUAGAUCACUUUGUGAGUUUUGGUGACAAAUACUUCGAUUCUAGUAGGGUUUCAUACAUACGCGAACUCAACUUAUAUAUUCUUGAUGGAUUUGAAGACGGUGAUAUCUCUUAUCUCAAGUCAUGGAUUAAUGCUGCGGUCGAGCGUAAGAUCCAACAUAUAGAUGUUCUUUGUCCUGCUGUUAAUUAUCAUUAUGAGAUGCCCUUAAGCCUUUAUACCUGUAAGACACUGGUACUCUUGAAACUUCAAUGGGUGAUAUUGGCUGAUGCAGAGGUUUUCUCCUUACCUUGUCUGAAGACUAUGCAUUUAGAUUUUCUUAUUUAUCACAAUGAGGCCACUUUCGAGAAACUUGUCUCAUGCUGCCCUGUCUUGGAAGAGUUAAAGAUUUCCGUAGCUAGGAAUGAUUCAGAAGUCAUACGGGUGCACUCUCGGUCACUGAAGAGGCUCACUUUCAUACGACUUGCCGCGUCUUACCAGUUUGAUUCUGUUUUUGGAGCUGUGAUUGAUGCUCCUCUACUACGCUUUUUAAGCGUCUUUGAUAAUGUAUCAAAAAUUGUAGUUAACAAUUUGGACUCUUGUGCCAAGUUAGAUAUUUCUCUCAACUUUGAUGUGAUGCCUUUUAAUGAAGCAAGUGUUUUAGCGUGGAGAAGUCGCAUCCGCAGUUUCCUGCCAGGGAUCUCUAGGGUUAGGGAAAUGGCGAUAGAUGCGGACACUUUCAAGGUUAUUCAUGACUAUUCCAAAUUAGAACCGCUUCCUCAAUUUCGUUACAUGUCCCGACUGUGUGCUUCUCUCUGUGUAUCCGAUUUGGAAUGUUUACCAACGUUUCUUGAGAGCUUCCCGAACUUGAAAUCCUUCACUCUGGUGAUGAUCUGCUCAAUCCCUGAGGAGAUGAAUCAAAUCAGUUAUUCAUCUGUUCCUGCCUGUCUUUUGUCGUCGCUUGAGUUUGUUCAUUUCCUGUCCCCAAUCUCAGGAUAUGCUGCAGAAAUGAAGCUGGUAAGGUACUUCCUUGAGAAUUCAGCACUCCUCAAGAUACUCACUGUUAGUGUGAACUCUGAUUCAAUAGACUAUGAAAUCUUCAAAGAACUUCUCAAAAUCCCAAGACGCUCUACAACGUGCCAAGUCGUCGCGUCAUCUGAUUGGUAA
Messenger RNA from Eutrema salsugineum, 1362 nucleotides. Its product is annotated as putative FBD-associated F-box protein At5g53635. Lineage: Eukaryota; Viridiplantae; Streptophyta; Magnoliopsida; Brassicales; Brassicaceae. The transcript has 3 exons. The record is from RefSeq and is a predicted model, not a curated record. Gene Ontology annotation, molecular function: protein binding. The coding region runs from base 1 to 1362 and encodes 453 amino acids.